UAGUUAUUUUCAUUAGACUUUUAUUCUUUAUAGUUUAAUAAUUUAUAAUUUACUUUUAUACACAUAAUAUGCAUGACUUAAUAAUCAUAUGAUACAUGAUACAUAUGUAUCUAAAGAUUAUGAAAAAUACGUUUUACAGAAAAUAAGUUCUACUUAGUUAUUAUUUGUGAAUCUAGUUCUAAAUCCAAAUACAUAAACAUAUAAUGAAUGGUACAUCAGCAUUUGAUUUUUAUGCUCAACAAUUGUCGCAUGAGGAUGGCAAAAAUAAACGUAAGAACAAGAAAAAAGCAAAAAAAAUUGUUACAAAAAAGUUUAAAACUGACGAUAAUGCUGCUGCUGUAAAAAGUUCUUCAAAUAUUGUAUUCCAUCAGAUUUUUAAACAAAAUUUAAAAAAUUCUGUGACAACAGGCAAAAAAUUAUUUGAGUGGCUUAUAGACCCUAUUAAUAUUGAUGAUUUCAUGAAGAAACAUUGGGAAAAAACAUAUCUUCAUAUUCCUAGAAAUAGUCCCAAUUACUUUUCUGAACUCUUUUCACUUGAAGAGUUUGACAGUAUUCUUAGAAAAAACAAUCUUCAAUAUGGAACUAAUGUAGACAUUACUUCCUAUGUAAAUAACCAAAGGGAAACACAUAAUCCUGUUGGCCGAGCACAGGCUCAUGUUGUAUGGGAUUACUUCAAUAAUGGCUGUAGCGUACGACUUUUAAAUCCUCAGUUGUUUGCUCCAGAAAUAUACAAACUCAUGUCUAAUUUACAAGAGUAUUUUAGUUCAUUAGUUGGCUGUAAUGUGUAUUUGACGCCACCGUUUUCUCAAGGUUUUGCUCCUCAUUAUGAUGAUAUAGAAGCAUUUGUAGUUCAAGUAAACGGAGAAAAACAUUGGAGAGUUUAUAAACCACUAAGUCAGUGCGAUACUCUUCCAAGGACAUCUAGUCGUAAUUUUCAACAAGGAGAAAUUGGUAGUCCAAUUCUUGAUGUCAUAUUAAGGCCUGGUGACUUUUUGUAUAUGCCUCGAGGUUAUAUUCAUCAAGCUGAUACUCUUUUCACGGAAACCCAUUCUUUACAUUUAACAUUUUCUACAUAUCAGCAAAACUCAAUGUAUGAUUUUCUACAAGUGACACUCAAAAAUGCCCUGAGUAAUGCCGUGAAAAAUGAUGUAACUUAUAGGAGUGGUUUACCUAUUGGAUAUCAAAAUUUAGGAGGCAUAUGCGAAUCAGAAAAAAACACUCCUCACUCAAGUCAAAGGCAAGCUUUUGAACACCAAAUUAAUAGCCUCAUAAAAAAUUUGAAGAACCAUUUAGAUUUUGAUCAAGCUAUUGAUCAGUUUUCAUUAAAGAAUUAUUACACAAAUUCAUUACCUCCGUCUUUAAGUAAUGCUGAGUUGAUGCGAACUGUAGCUAAUGGUACAAAAAUACAAUCAAAUGGAAAGACUAUAGGAAGUGUAGACAUUGAAAAUGCAGAAAUUAAACUCGUUAGAGGCAAUUGUUUUAGGUUAGUUGAAGAGUUUGUAUUAAAUGAGGACACUGACCAUAUGAAUGACGAGUUGAGAUUAUAUUAUAAUUUGGAUAAUACUAAAGAGUUACAUGGAAAUGAAUGCCAAUUUGUUGUUGUACCAGAUGAAAUGGGGUUAUAUGUCAAGAAACUUUUCAAUACAUACCCUGCAUACAUAAAAGUGACGGACCUAUGUGAUGACAAUGAACAGGUUUUGCAACUUGUAAAUGAUUUAUGGGAACGAGGAUUAUUGAUUACUUCUUCUAAUAUUACAUCAAAUGAAUGAAGAACGAUUACAAACAAUUAAACAACAAUUAUAUCAAUAAUUUAUCAUAUUAUAACAAAAGUAAUUUCUACUAAGUUAUUUCUUAUAUUUUAACCGUUUUUAGCUAUAAUAUAUUCUGUGUAGCUUAAAAACCCAUCAUUGUCUGUGUCGUCCUCUUCAAGUAUUUGAUCCACCAAAUCUGAAUAUAUUUGACAUUUAAGUGUUUUUAA
Messenger RNA from Adelges cooleyi (spruce gall adelgid), 1978 nucleotides. It is a transcript of the gene NO66, whose product is annotated as ribosomal oxygenase 1. The coding region runs from base 204 to 1769 and encodes 521 amino acids. Gene Ontology annotation, molecular function: histone H3K4 demethylase activity; histone H3K36 demethylase activity. The transcript is spliced from 7 exons. Lineage: Eukaryota; Metazoa; Arthropoda; Insecta; Hemiptera; Adelgidae. Gene Ontology annotation, cellular component: nucleolus. The record is from RefSeq and is a predicted model, not a curated record.